AUGUACGUUAAGAUUUUAUUUGUUGUAAUAUUGUUAGGUGUAUUCGUUAGGGCAUCUGAUAACGAGACGAGAUCUAACGAUAGAUUCAACUUUACAACCAAGGAUACAAAUAUUACCGAUGAUAAAGGAUUUUUUGAUUGGCUUUAUGCAUUAAUUGGCAGACCGAUACCAACCGCAACACCAAUACCAGAAAUAAUUGAAUCUCAGAAAUGUCUUUCGUCCUGCGUGUGUGGUUUGACAAACACACAGAACCGAAUAGUGGGUGGUGUCGAAACGAAAGUAAACCAAUAUCCGUGGAUGGCAUUGUUAAAAUAUAAGAAACGUUUCUAUUGCGGUGGAUCUGUUAUAAAUUCAAGAUACGUUUUAACAGCAGCUCACUGCGUUGACAGAUUUGAUCCAAGUUUAAUGUCCGUCGUUAUUUUGGAACACGAUCGAAAUUCUACUACGGAAACCCAAAUACAAGAAUAUAAAGUGGAACAAGUUAUAAAACAUAGUGGUUAUUCAUUCGUUAAUUUUAACAAUGAUAUAGCUUUAAUCAAAUUGAACAGAGUUAUCACGUUUGAAGGUUUAAUGAGACCUGUAUGUUUACCGGACAAAGGAAAAACGUAUUCUGAUUCGAUUGGUAUUGUUACUGGAUGGGGCGCUGUUGAAGAAUCAGGAUCCGUUUCAAAUACCUUGCAAGAGGUUAUGGUUCCUAUUAUCUCUAACAGUGUGUGCCGUUCAUUGAACUAUCCAUCAAAAAGAAUUACAGAUAAUAUGAUAUGUGCUGGAUACGCACAAGGAAACAAGGAUUCUUGUCAAGGUGAUAGCGGAGGUCCGUUACAUGUUCUUAACGAUACUGUUCAUCAAAUCGUUGGUAUAGUAUCAUGGGGUGAAGGAUGUGCGAAACCCAAAUAUCCAGGAGUUUACACUCGAGUAAAUCGAUACCUUACAUGGAUUCAGCGUAACACUUUAGACGGUUGUUAUUGCUGACAUAGAAAUAUUAAUGAUCGAAAGAGACUGAUCAAAAUAAUUUUAAAUGAUCCUAAUAUUUGCAUACGUGAUACUCGAUAAUACUGGACAUGACGUUACAGUAAAACAAAACAGUG
Molecule: messenger RNA, 1088 nt
Organism: Polistes canadensis
Lineage: Eukaryota; Metazoa; Arthropoda; Insecta; Hymenoptera; Vespidae
Product: trypsin-1-like
Exons: 7
Coding region: 1-972 (323 amino acids)
Biological process (GO): proteolysis
Molecular function (GO): serine-type endopeptidase activity
Source: RefSeq, a predicted model, not a curated record